Molecule: messenger RNA, 2424 nt
Organism: Musca vetustissima
Lineage: Eukaryota; Metazoa; Arthropoda; Insecta; Diptera; Muscidae
Gene: Rgk2
Exons: 9
Coding region: 1-2424 (807 amino acids)
Cellular component (GO): plasma membrane
Molecular function (GO): GTP binding; calcium channel regulator activity; GTPase activity
Source: RefSeq, a predicted model, not a curated record
AUGACCAGUCCAAGACACCCAGCGCACAGUCCGCGCUUUAAUGCAAAAUUUGAACAACAUCACUAUAGUUGGGAUGAAACCGGGGCAGGAUUUUGUGCGAAAACAACAGUAAAUAAUGUAGCUACGCGGACAUCAUCAUCCCCGCUGCCUUUUAAAAAUCCCAAACAGCUUAGAAAUCUUCCAAUGCCGAUCGGUGUCAAUGCCUACGAUUCGGGCAUAAAACCAUCAACUCUUCCCGCAGAGAGGAGUCCUUCGAUACGAAGUAACUACAGUUGCCAUAGCAACUAUUCGGAUGCGCCGACGACAUCGUCAGCUCCAAAUACUCGAUCAAGCAGUCGGGAUAAUCCGCCUCGUAGCCCAAAAAUUACAACAACAUACGCCAAUGAUAGUAGCGACGAUGCGCUAUCGUCGACUUCCUACUACCACACUCCAUCCACAGGAUCUAGAAGUCCUAAAGGAGUUUAUUCUAAUGACAAUUCAAUGGACUCUCCGUCAUGCAACUUGUACAACAACAGUCAAACUCCCAUAUCUCCGCGUCGAAGUCCACAUACACCAUGCAAAUUUGUCUUUGAAGCCAUUAGCCCUCUAAUGGAUUCUCCUAGCCGAAAAUUUGAAUACUACGAGCCAGUAUCUCCUGAUGUCGAUGAGGACGAAAUCAGCGAUAACCCUGUUCUUUCAGGAAGAUAUUUUGAGAACAAUCACUCCGCUGCACCCAUGUCACCAAACUUGCACGAGCCUCACAGACAAAAUUCAAAGAAGCUAUUACGCUCAACUCCAUUAGAAAAUCUUCCCCGAUUCAACACCAACAAGUCUCCGGUUCGAAGUGAUGAGUGGGAUAUGACAGUUUCAUCGAAUUUGGGAGGAUAUCAAGGACUGGGACCGAGUAAUUAUUAUCUUAAAAGAGAUUCCUGUGUAACAGACUGUACACAACUAUCCGUAGAAUCGGAAACUAGUACCGUAGCUACGACAACAACAUCUUUCAGUUAUUCGGACACUUCAACGCGACAAACUACAACGUCUGACCAGACUCAAGAUCUAAGUCCACUAGCGGAACAGAAAUCAAUGAUCCGCAAACGAAGACACGCAAUUAACAUAACAUCCAAUCCCGGAUACCAAGUACUUCACAGCUCACACUCAACGCUAGAUCGCACCUGCUCGGAUAGUGUGGUUUCUUUGCGGCAUAGAAAAUCGACUAGCGACUUAACUCAAGACACGGAAGGCGAAAGAGGCAAACAUAAAAUGGGAGGGGAAUCAGCUACCCCGACAGCUGGUAAUUAUAAACCACGCAGGCGCGGUAGUUCAAAGGGCGGCCUGGCAUAUUUGGCUAGUCGCCGAAGUUCUCGCGAGUCGAUGAAGAGUGCUUGUUCAAACGCUUCCUUGGUAUCCAACGACGAUAUAGGACCACUAGCUUUCCAGGCGUCAAAUAGAGGGCGCCAACGCCGAACAUCAAAUUUCCUGGAGCUUCCAGUUCCAGAUCACUUCCGCCCAAGGGUUUGCUCAUUACCGGACCGUCCAUACAAUCCAAGAGUUAGCGAUGAUCUUUACCGUUUACGACAUUUUUCCAUAAGUAAGGGCAACGUAGUUAAUUGCGGAGACUCUAUAAUAUCUCGGCGAUCCCGCAGUAACACAAGUGUUAAUUCUACAAAUAGCAGAGCUAGCGAACGAUCCCCAUUUGAUGGUUCAUGCUGUGGAGGUGGCUAUGCAAAUGUGGACUCUGUUCCAGGUUCUCCAGAUGAGGAUUCGGAAAACGUUGAGCCUCCGCCGCCACCCAGAUACCGUAUUGUAAUGUUGGGAGAUGCUGGCGUUGGAAAAACGGCCCUGGUCAAUCAGUUCAUGACUUCCGAGUACAUGCACACCUAUGAUGCAAGUCUAGUUUUAGAUGAUGAAUUCGGCGAGAAGACGGUUAGCGUUCUCUUGGAUGAUGAGGAGUCCGAAUUGGUGUUCAUUGAUCAUCCAAGUGUGGAAAUGAGUGUGGAAAAUUCCUUGUCAACUUACGAACCCCAUGGCUGUGUGGUGGUGUUCUCCAUUGUGGAAAAGUCGUCCUUUCGUGUUGCGGAAGAAAUCAUCAAUUACUUAUGGCAGGAGAACUAUACGAAGGAUAAAGCCGUUAUUCUUGUGGGCAAUAAGGCUGAUUUAGCAAGGUCACGGGUUAUAUCAUCCCAGGAUGGCAAAGCACUUGCCGCCUCUCGAGAUGCCAAAUUUAUUGAAACGUCCAGUGGUAUACAGCAUAAUGUAGAUGAACUACUAGUUGGUGUUUUGAAGCAGAUGCGUUUGAAAGAGUCCAGGGAGAAGAAAGCAAACUCAUCUAAAAUAAAAACCUCUAGGACCCAUAUAUCUCUACAAAUGGCAAAGGAGAUACUUCAUAAAAUUUGCCUUACUGACAUUUCGAAAUCAAAGAGCUGUGAGAACCUACACGUUUUGUAA